AUGCUGCGGUGGCAUGCGGGGCGGGCCAAGAUCCAGCUGAAGCUUGCGAUCCAGCGCGCACGCAUGUUGCAGCAGAAAAAGGAAUCGCUUGCAAAGCGCGGUCGGUACGAGAUUGCGGAGUUGGCACAGCAUGGCAAGUGGGAGUCCGCGCGUGUAAAGACGGAGUCGCUCAUUAUGGACGACGUGCACGUCGAAUUGCUUGAGCUGCUCGAGCUGUAUACAGAGACGCUUUAUGCGCGGUUUGCUCUGCUUGAUACAGCCAGCACUGAGCCAGACGCUGCUGUGCUGGAGGCUGUGCUGGCGAUUCUGUACGCUGGGCACCGCACGGAGUUGCCGGAGCUUACAACGCUGCGCGAUAUGCUCAUUGUGCGCUACGGCAUGAAACUCGCGACGUGUGCAGAGGAGAAUGAAGGAGAUUUUGAGUACAAAAUGCCAGCCCUGGCGUUGGUCGAUGCAUACCUCACCGAAAUUUGCAAAACGUAUGGCGUUUGUAUGCCGGGUGCGCCGCCCCAAGAACUGCCUGUUGAAGCAGCCCCGUCCACUCCCACCUCGCAGUCGGAGUGGGAUGCCUUGGUGGGGCGAUUCGCCACGCUGAAAAGAUGA
Messenger RNA from Malassezia vespertilionis, 603 nucleotides. It is a transcript of the gene IST1, whose product is annotated as Vacuolar protein sorting-associated protein ist1. The record is from RefSeq and is a predicted model, not a curated record. Bases 1 to 603 code for a protein of 200 amino acids. Gene Ontology annotation, biological process: protein transport. The transcript is spliced from 4 exons. NCBI's taxonomy places the organism in Eukaryota, Fungi, Basidiomycota, Malasseziomycetes, Malasseziales, Malasseziaceae.